AUGGAAGUCUUGGGAGCCUGGUCAGCCUGUAGUGAGACGUGUGGUAACGGUACGAGAAGCCGUAAACGUGAGUGUACCACUCCCAUUCCAGCUGGCAGUGAAGAAGCUUGUUAUGGUGGCGAAAUCUGCACAGAAACUUGUUUUAUCCGUCAUUGUCCAAGUAAGUCUAAUUUCCUUGCUUUUAUGAUAUAUGUAGUAGAAAACGUCAUAUAACUUAAAAGAGUAUUUCUAUCAGAACAAAUGAAAAGUGAAGAAAGUAAAAACCCAAAGUCGUGCCUGAGUUUGUUUGGUUCAACCGUGCGAAAGUCAGUGUCGGACUGUGAUGGGAAGCUGAAAUCAUACGUAGGGUUUGUUGAUAUUUAAGGACGUAAGAAACUGUUUCACACCUAGUCUUUAUGACACUUUGGUUAUUGUAAUCCAUCCAAAAAGUACGGAAAUCUUAUUUUUUGUAUCUUGUUAUUUCAUUGUCUCUAGUUCCCGGCAAUUGGUCUACCUGGAGCGAUUGGUCUUCUUGCAGUGAAACAUGUGGCUAUGGUACAAGGGUUCGUACACGUUCCUGUAACAAUCCCGCACCAGCCCACGGUGGAGCCACUUGCCAAGGUGACACAAUCAAUACAGAUGCCUGUUUUGUUCGCCUGUGUCCAAGUAAGUUGAUUUUUAACUACCUAUUGUUUCGAAAACAAUAUAUAGGGGAGUUAAUCCCGGAUUCGCGUCCCGCUCUGGCCACUCGAUGGAUUUGCUCUUGCUCGUUCCUAGUUCAAAACCUCGGCCAUGCUUAUGUUCUCGGUUUUCACCUGAUGUCACCAAUAUUCAGACUAAGAAACUAUCGACUCUUCUGAGUUUCUACUUUCAUGACGUAUUACAACAUUUAAACACCUUAAUUCAAUCAAAUAUUCGAAUCGAAAGGGUUCGUUGUUUUCCGAAAGAGGACGCUUUAAUUUCCAGGUCCUUUGCGUGACGCGGCAUUAAUCUGGCGGCCGGGAAAGCUCUUAUGUGGGUUUAUAACAACGUUACCGAUUUUUUGAGAUUUUGCUAUCUGAACAUUCUUUGUCUCGGUAUAAAUAUUACUUUAAUCUUUAUGAGAACCUAACCGUUUCGAAACCAUUUCUGGUGGUUAACCUCAUCAAUACCCAACUAACCGAGCUUUUUUUUAUUCAUUUUAGCGACAUCACCACCUACUACGACAUUAAAACAAACCACAACGUCACCUUCUGAAACGACUAAGCCCCCAAGCACCACAGCGUCGCCAGAUACUACAACAUCAUCUGUCCAAACGACAGGUAGAGAUACCAACCUAAAUUGAUCCGGCUCUAUUUCCGCCGCUCUCCCCUCGGUUCAGGGGAGGGCGCGGUCUCAUUUACCGAACAGCGGCUAGUAAUGGAGCCUACUAAAUUACUUUAAUCGUCACGAGUUUCUCAAGCGAGGAAUUCACGCAUUAAUAGGAAAGCUCGAAAACAGAUGUUUUUGUUGGUUUCCGUCGGCCAUAUUUGUGCCCUUCGAAGGGACACCAAGAUGGCGUCUCCAUUUCCGAAUAUCUGGCAUAUGAAAUACCGCACAGACCUGCUUCUUGGCCAGGAUUUUUGCAUAUUUAUCUUCUUUCAUUCCCCGAUUCUGGACUUUCUGCAUUAAAUAGUUUGCAUUUUUAUUUUUUGGCAAUAGUCCCUGCAUGAGCAUUGAUAUUAGGAGCUGUCAGAACAGUAAGUGAUGAAUCUCUAAAAGACUCUGUACGACAACGACUGUCGUCUUAAGACUAUAUUUUUCCUCAGAUUAUUUUCAGAGUCUGUUUCUGCCAUAAGGAGACUGUGGUUGGGUGGCCUCUUCAAUCUAAUGAGAUUCAAUGGCGGAGACGUGGCAUUUGAAACUUAGACGAUCGUGUCUCCGUCCACAGCACUAUCAUGAAACCACACAAAUAAAGUGUUAUUUUCAAGUAGAUUAUUUAUCGAGAAAUUAAUCAUAAUUGACAAAUGAUAACAGGUGAAUUAGCUUUUAUUUUUCCUCCACAGCACCCCCAGCAACUUCAUCAACAGUCCCACCAACUUGCGAUUCACUGCGACCAGGUAUCGAAUAUGUUAAAAAUAGGUAACUCUGCCACCGUAUACUCCUAUCUACAAUGAUGCACAACUAAACUGUUUCUGUGUUUCUCAUCAAAUUAGUUAAUGGAGUACCGAUGUCUUGGGGAGCCUGGUCAGCCUGUAGUGAGACGUGUGGUAACGGUACGAGAAGCCGUAAACGUGAGUGUACCACUCCCAUUCCAGCUGGCAGUGAAGAAGCUUGUUAUGGUGGCGAAAUCUGCACAGAAACUUGUUUUAUCCGUCAUUGUCCAAGUAAGUCUAAUUUCCUUGCUUUUAUGAUAUAUGUAGUAGAAAACGUCAUAUAACUUAAAAGAGUAUUUCUAUCAGAACAAAUGAAAAGUGAAGAAAGUAAAAACCCAAAGUCGUGCCUGAGUUUGUUUGAUUCAACCGUGCGAAAGUCAGUGUCGGACUGUGAUGGGAAGCUGAAAUCAUACGUAGGGUUUGUUGAUAUUUAAGGACGUAAGAAACUGUUUCACACCUAGUCAUUAUGACACUUUGGUUAUUGCAAUCCAUCCAAAAAGUACGGAAAUCUUAUUUUUUGUACGUUGUUAUUUCAUUGUCUCUAGUUCCCGGCAAUUGGUCUACCUGGAGCGAUUGGUCUUCUUGCAGUGAAACAUGUGGCUAUGGUACAAGGGUUCGUACACGUUCCUGUAACAAUCCCGCACCAGCCCACGGUGGAGCCACUUGCCAAGGUGACACAAUCAAUACAGAUGCCUGUUUUGUUCGCCCGUGUCCA
Porites lobata is the source of this 2808-nucleotide messenger RNA. The record is from the annotation of a GenBank genome assembly. NCBI's taxonomy places the organism in Eukaryota, Metazoa, Cnidaria, Anthozoa, Scleractinia, Poritidae.